ACAGAAGAAGCAGGUCACACGUGACGCUGUAACGGGAGAACCCUGUUUGUAAACUUGGACUUACUUCCAGCUGUAGAUUGGAGCUAAGUGUCCCAGGAACACAGAGAUGAGGACACAGUCUGUGCUCUUGCUGUUGUUGGUGUGUGUGUUGUGGCAGGACGGCAGCGCCUCGCUCAUAACCGCUGGAUGCCAGGACGCCGCUGUGGUGAAGGCCGCCGAGGACACACUAGAGCAGAUCAACGCUGACAGACAGGAGGGCUACGUGCUCUCCCUCAACAGACUUCAUGACGUCACACAGGACAUAAAGGCAGAAGGCGUGAACCAUUUCCACCUGACGAUGGAUGUCCUGGAAACAGAGUGUCAUGUGAUCAGCAGGAGAAGCUGGAAAUCCUGUGCUGUGAAGGGGGUUGGCAGUCUACCGGUGUUCGGGGCGUGUGACGCAUCGGUUUCCCUUCAGAGCUCCAUCAAAGUUGAGAAUUACAACUGCACCAUUCAACAAGUGGCAGCUCGAGCUAUAGUAAAUACUUGCCCCGACUGUCCAACUGCAGAACGCUUGGAUGAUCCCGUUAUAUCUGAGACCACAAGGCUGGCCCUGCAGAAAUUUAACAAGGACAGCGCUUCUCCACAUGUCUUUGCUCUUCUGAAUAUAACAGCAGCCAGCAUGCAGUGGGUUGUGGGUCCGUCUUAUUUUGUGGACUUCACCAUUCAAGAGACUGACUGCAAGAAAAGCACGGCUGAUAUCGAGCUGGCGCAAUGCAAGCUGAAGGACUCAGAGUCAGCACACAAGGGCUUUUGCACUGGUUCACACAUCAAUGCUGAUGACGGGCUCGAGAUCAAGGUUCCUGUUGAGGUCAAAUGUGACAUUUUUCAACCAAUGGCUGCUCGACCAGGGUCUUUCGGAUCAGUUCAUGUGGUCUCUCCUCCCCCCGAGCAAGUGUCCCCCAGAUCCCAGCCCACGGCCAGCAGCUGUCCCGGGGAGAGACGACACCGGCUCGGACUGACGGAGCUGGACCUCUGAUGGAAAUCACUUAUACAGUCCAAACAAGCACUGGAGAUCUCCACUUCUCCCAAGAUGUGCUUUACUUUUCAUAUUUACAGUUUUACACUAUAUACUGUAGUUUUUUGCCUAUGCAAUUUGUGUUAGUCUAAUGACAAAAAAUAUCUUGAUUCAACACGAUUAUUUGAAGUAGUCUAACUUGAAUGAAUUAUUUCGGUUUGGCAAGUAAUAAUUAAUUAAUAAAAAGAGGACAAUUAUGACAGUUAACCGAAUCCUGAGCAUGUGGGGCUGAUGUACACAUUAAAAAUAAGUAAAUUCAAAGGACUUUUCUUUCAGUGUUGUUUUGCCCUAUCAUCUAAUAAAUUAAACCGAAAAUGUGGCAAAAAAAAAAAAAAAUGUAGGAAGUGAAAUCUUUGAAAUCGAUAAAUCAAACCGCUCUCGUUUCCUGAUAAUGAUAAUAAACAUCUGAAACCUGCUGUG
This is a messenger RNA of Carassius auratus (goldfish), 1477 nucleotides long. Its product is annotated as CY domain-containing protein. Gene Ontology annotation, biological process: negative regulation of endopeptidase activity. Gene Ontology annotation, cellular component: extracellular region. NCBI's taxonomy places the organism in Eukaryota, Metazoa, Chordata, Actinopteri, Cypriniformes, Cyprinidae. Gene Ontology annotation, molecular function: cysteine-type endopeptidase inhibitor activity. The transcript is spliced from 8 exons. The coding region runs from base 107 to 1018 and encodes 303 amino acids. The record is from RefSeq and is a predicted model, not a curated record.